Messenger RNA from Clonostachys solani, 669 nucleotides. NCBI's taxonomy places the organism in Eukaryota, Fungi, Ascomycota, Sordariomycetes, Hypocreales, Bionectriaceae. The record is from the annotation of a GenBank genome assembly.
AUGUCUGAGGGCUAUCGGGCUAUCUUCACCUCGCCCCAGGGCCACGGCGAGCUCGCCGUAGGCCUCAAGAGCCUUCUUAAGCUCACCGUCCUGGACCUUGUCGGUCACGUACUUGACAUAGCCGAGGGUGCCCUCCUUAUCAGCAGGAGCGGCAGAGAUGGAUUGAGGUCGGUUCUGGCGCUUGGAAUCGGAGCCAGCUGUCUGCCAACCGGCGGCAUCCUUUGGCUGGGCCUCGGCAACAGGGGCAGCAGCAGGAGCAGCAGCAGGAGCAACAGGGGCAGCAGGAGCAGCAGGCUGGGCGGCAACGGCAGCGGCAGCGGCAGCGGGCGCAGCGGCGGGAGCAGGAGCACGGCUCUGGCUCUGGGCAGGAGGAGUGGCGGUCUUGGGGAGAGGGACCACAGGUCGAGGUCCGGCAGCGGCAGCGGCACGGCUGGCCCAGGUCAUGGGCUUAGGGGGACCAGUGGGCUCAGGAGCGGCAGCCUCAGGCUGAGCAAUCUCCUUGGCGGCGGGGGAAGGGGUGGGAUCUUGAGGCUUCUCGGCAGCCUUAGCAUCCUCCUCAGCGAGAUCCUUGGCGGUGGUCUCGGGAUCAGGCUUGGCGGCCUCGGCCUUGGUGGCGGGCUUCUCCGCCUCGACCUUCUCCUCGGCAACCGGGGCGGCUUCCUCAGAUGA